Mus pahari (shrew mouse) is the source of this 1950-nucleotide messenger RNA. RefSeq names its product interleukin 1 receptor like 2 (gene Il36r). Gene Ontology annotation, molecular function: interleukin-1, type I, activating receptor activity. Gene Ontology annotation, biological process: signal transduction; regulation of inflammatory response. NCBI's taxonomy places the organism in Eukaryota, Metazoa, Chordata, Mammalia, Rodentia, Muridae. The record is from RefSeq and is a predicted model, not a curated record. The transcript has 11 exons. The coding region runs from base 200 to 1924 and encodes 574 amino acids.
GAUGUUUGUUGUUUACGUGACACAACUUGUUUGGAAUUAUGUGGCCCCUGACAGCUGCGUGGCACACACUUCAAGAUACAAAAGUGGGAAGAAGACGGGGGUCACCAGAGGAGACUGAAGUCAGUAAGUUUCUACCAAAGCUGGGUUUCUUCUGGCCACCCCAAACAAAGCUGAAAUUGUCCUUCAGACCUCUCCCGAAAUGCGGAUUACAUCUUUACUCUUCUAUGGGGUGUCUUUCGCGCUUUUGCUUUUUGUGGCAGCAGAUACGUGCGAGGACAUCAGUGUGCACAAUGAGAUAAUUUCAGAGGGCCAGCCGUUUCCUUUCAACUGCACAUACCCCCCCGAAAUAAACGGGGCAGUCAAUCUGUCAUGGUACAAAAUACCUAGCAAGAGCCCAGUAUCUAACAACAGACACCUUAGAGUUCACCAGGACCAGACCUGGAUCCUGUUUCUUCCAUUGACACUGGAGGACUCCGGUAUCUACCAGUGUAUUAUAAGGAAUGCCCACAACUGCUACCGAAUAGCCGUGAACCUAACCGUUUUCAAAAAACAUUGGUGUGACCCUUCCACGGAGGGGAGUCCCAUAAAUUCACCAGAUGAGUACCAGCAAAUGUUACCCAUAGGAAAAUCCGGCAGUCUGAUGUGCCAUCUCUACUUCCCAGAAAGUUGUGCUUUGGAUUCAAUAAAGUGGUAUAAGGGCUGUGAGGAGAUUAAAGCAGGGACGAAGUACAGUCCUGCAGGAGCAAGGCUGCUUGUGAACAACAUUGCCGUGGAGGACAGCGGGAGCUAUGCGUGCUCAGCCAGGCUGACUCACCUGGGGCGACACUUCACCGUUAGAAACUACAUUGCUGUGGACACCAAGGAAGUUGAGUAUGGAAGAAGGAUCCCUAACAUCACGUAUCCAAAAAACAACUCCAUUGAAGUUCCACUCGGCACCACCCUCAUCGUGAACUGCAAUAUAACAGACACGAAGGAGAAUACAAACCUGAGGUGCUGGAGAGUCAACAACACCCUGGUGGAUGACUACUACAAAGACUCCAAACGCAUCCGGGAAGGAAUCGAAACCAACAUGUCCUUGAGGGAUCACAUUCGGUACACAGUGAACAUCACAUUCUUAAAAGUGAAAAUGGAGGACUAUGGCCGUCCUUUCACGUGUCAUGCUGGAGUGUCCGCAGCCUACAUCAUUCUAAAACACCCAGUUCCAGACUUCGGGGCUUACCUCUUAGGAGGGCUUAUGGCAUUCCUACUUCUGGUUGUGUCUGUUCUGUGCAUCUACAACAGCUUUAAGAUCGACAUCGUGCUUUGGUACAGAAGCGCCUUCCACUCUGCCCAGGCUCCAGAUGAUGAGAAGCUGUAUGAUGCUUAUGUCUUAUACCCCAAGUACCCGAGAGGAAGCCAGGGCCAUGAUGUAGACACACUGGUACUGAAGAUCUUGCCCGAGGUGCUGGAGAAACAGUGUGGAUAUAAGUUAUUUAUAUUUGGCAGGGAUGAAUUCCCUGGACAAGCCGUGGCGAGUGUCAUUGAUGAAAACAUUAAGCUGUGUAGGAGGCUGAUGGUCUUCGUGGCACCAGAGUCAUCUCGCCUCGGCUUCCUAAAGAACUUGUCAGAAGAACAAAUCGCUGUCUACAACGCCCUCAUCCAGCACGGCAUGAAGGUCAUUCUGAUUGAACUGGAGAAAGUCAAAGACUACAGCACCAUGCCGGAGUCCAUUCAGUACAUCCGACAGAAGCACGGGGCCAUCCAGUGGGACGGGGACUUCACAGAGCGGUCACGGUGCGCCAAGACCAAGUUCUGGAAGAAAGUGAGAUACCACAUGCCACCCAGGAGGUAUCCAGCAUAUUCCCCAGUCCAGCUGCUGGGGCACGUGCCCGGCGAUGGCAAGGCAGGCAAAUGCAAUGCUGCCACAGGGCUCAUCACUCCCUGAGAGUGGUUAGUGUAUGGUGGCUCACA